UUAAACUUUCCCUUGUGGGAUCCAAAAGCAAAGCCCAUGGUCCAACAAAUAGCAGCUGAAUUUUCUGUAGGCGGCAACUGAGGGGGCGAGAGUUAGGAAGAUGAGUAUGCCAAUGGCUGCUUCUACAACCAUAGUCACAGGAGAAGAGGAGAAGAAAGUCUCCGUUAGCCGCCAUUCUUUCCGGCAACCGACAAUUUGCUAUGAAGGUGAAGUUCUGGACCGUCUCCUCACGGCGAUUAAGAGGGAGAUAGCCACAGCCAGAAAAUCCGACAUAUCUUUACCUGAGAAAUUUUGGCUUAAGCAACAGUUUUCAGUAGGGGUGAAUGAAGUAACGCGGGUGCUUGAGAGAAUGCCCCCCAUUCCUGCUAAUGAACGCUCAUCACUAUCCCUUAAAAUGCAUUCAACUCGACUUCAGGUUAUACUAAUAGCAUCUGAUUGUCAUCCGCGGUUGCUGACCAAACAUGUGGAAAGCUUGGCUAGUUCAAAGAAGGUACCAGUUGUAUUCGUCAAAGACAAGAAAAGAGGUUCUUUGAGAUUGGGUGAACUGGUUAAACUUAAAACUGCAAUUGCCAUUGGUGUUAAGGAUAAAGGAAACAAGUUUAAUCAAUUUAUCAGCACUGAAAUACUCCACAAUUUUGAAUGACUAUUGCAAUGAGGCUUCAUACAGAGACAUUGAUCAAUAGUGUAUUGUGAAGGUGUAUCUAGUUUUUGAUUACAAACCUUGUAAAAGUGAAGUAAUAUGUAAUUUCAAGAAGCUUUUAUCUUCUUUACAAUGACAUGUACAUCAAGGAA
This is a messenger RNA of Solanum verrucosum, 792 nucleotides long. RefSeq lists its product as uncharacterized. The transcript is spliced from 6 exons. Lineage: Eukaryota; Viridiplantae; Streptophyta; Magnoliopsida; Solanales; Solanaceae. The record is from RefSeq and is a predicted model, not a curated record. The coding region runs from base 101 to 643 and encodes 180 amino acids.